Molecule: messenger RNA, 1762 nt
Organism: Zingiber officinale
Lineage: Eukaryota; Viridiplantae; Streptophyta; Magnoliopsida; Zingiberales; Zingiberaceae
Product: plant UBX domain-containing protein 10-like
Exons: 4
Coding region: 113-1477 (454 amino acids)
Cellular component (GO): endoplasmic reticulum
Molecular function (GO): ubiquitin binding
Source: RefSeq, a predicted model, not a curated record
UUGACCAAGUGAAGCCUCUCUCUUUCUCACCACUACAAACCCUACCGAUAGAAGAAACCAAGACGACCGAUAAGGGAACCCUACCCGAUUCGAUCUCCGUGAAGCAGCGGCCAUGGCGGAUGGAUUCGAGGACAAAUUGGGCUACUUCCAGGCCAUUACCGGCAUCGAAGAUCCCGAUCUCUGCACCGAUAUCCUCUCCGCCCAUAAUUGGGAUCUUGAGCUCGCCAUCGCCUCUAUCACAUCCAAUGCCCCAUCCUCCUCAUCUGCCGCCGCCGCAGCAGCAAAUCCUUUCCCCGCCGCCGCUUCCUCCUCCGCCCCUACACCAGCCGUGGUCGCCGGCCCGGCUCCCGGCAUCGCCUGGCGGAUCGUCACCCUCCCUUUCUACGUCGUCUCCGGCGCCGUUGGCCUCGGUUUCUGGAUCGCGGGCGGAGUCCUCAAUCGCACCAUCGGCAUCCUCGGCUAUCUUGCCUCGCCACGCGGCGCGGAGGGCGACCGCCUGAUCCCCGUCUCGGCCUCCACGGCCGAGGCGGGGGACUUCGUCGCCGCCUUUGAGAGGGAUUACCCUGCCGACACCAGGCCUCGCUUCGCUGCCGAGGGGUUCAUGGACGCCCUACUGCGCGCACAGCGGGAAUUCAAGCUGAUGCUCGUGUACCUGCACUCUCCUGAACACCCGGAUGUGCCGGCCUUCUGCGAGGGAACCCUGUGCUCGCCCCCAGUGGUUGCUUUUCUAACUGAAAAUUUUGUGGUUUGGGGCGGGAGCAUUAGGAGAGAGGAAGGAUUUAAGAUGAGUAAUAGCCUCAAGGCUUCCCGCUUUCCAUUCUGUGCCAUAGUCAUGGCCACCGACAACCAAAGGAUUGCCCUCCUUCAUCAGAUUGAGGGCCCCAAGCCACCUGAAGAAAUGCUUACAUUGCUUCAACGUGUAUUUGAAGAAUGUGCCCCAUCAUUAAUUACUGCAAGGAUAGAAUCUGAAGAGCGGCGAAACAAUCAGCGUUUACGAGAAGAGCAAGAUGCUGCAUAUAGAGCAGCACUUGAAGCUGAUCAAGCAAGAGAGCGUCGACUGAAAGAAGAGGAAGAUAGGUUGAAGAGAGAGGCUGAAGAGGCUGAAAGGAAGCGCAAGGAAGAAGAAGAGGCCUUGGCAAGAGCAGCUCAUGAAGCUGCUGAAAAAGAAGCUGCUCUUACUAGAAGACGGCAAGAGAAAGCAAUGGCAUUGGGUGCUGAACCUGACAAAGGGCCUAACGUUACACGAGUGCUUGUUCGAUUCCCAACUGGAGAGCGCAAGGAGAGGAGGUUUCACUGUACCACAACAAUCAGCUCUCUAUACGACUAUGUUGAUUCCUUGGGAUGCUUGGAAGCAGAAAACUACACCCUAGUUUCAAACUUUCCCCGUGUGACCUAUGGCUCUGAAAAGCAUUCGUUGACGCUAAAGGAAGCCGGCUUGCACCCACAGGCGAGCCUUUUCGUCGAGAUUGACUCAUGAGAAAUGUUGUCGAGAUCUUGUUUCUAUCAACUCAAUCCUUGGAACUUUCACACUGCCUGUAGAUUCACUUUUUUUUUUUUUUGCUUGAAGCGGGAAAAAAACACUAGGAUAAAGAAUUUCAUGAACUUAGCCGAAUUGAAGGUCAAAUUCUCAUAGUAUGAUCCGACUUUGCUGUUAGAAAAAUAAGCUCUAGUGCAAGUUUAACUGCCCUGGCAAAGAUAUUUGUUGCACUUGAAAAAGUUUCUUUAUGCUUGUUUACCAAAUGGACAAAGCAUAAUUUGACCA